UGCUUUCCAGUCAGUCAGUCGAUGCUGUAUGAAUAUGACUCAUUGAAACGUCGAAGCAUCCUGAUCCUCUCUUUCCACAGAACUAAUUCAAAGCUUGACUGUAAUCAUGUGUAAUGUCUACUUUUGUUAUCUCAGUAGUUCGAGCUCAUAAAGUGUAGGAUAUUACAGGGCAAUUUAGUUCCUGAGUUGAAAAGGUUGUCGGCAUUUAUCUGAAUAGAUGGAGUUCUACACUGCAACACUAACCCUUCUUACCGCAACCCUGAUUCUAUUUUGGCUAUGGACGAGAAAAGUCUUUAGUUUCUGGAGCAACUGUGGUGUGGAAACUACCCCAUUCUCCUACUUAUGGGGGCAUCUGAGAACCCCUUUCUUUCACGGUCCAGCCUUAGGCGAUAGAAUCAAACUGAUCUACAAUCAUCUCAAAUCUAAAAAUUUGAAACAUGGAGGUUUCUAUCUUUUAUUCGAUCCUAUCUACGUUCCGAUGGAUUUGGAUAUAUGCAAGGCCAUCCUACAGACCGAUUUUCAGCACUUUGUAGACAGAGGGGGGAGGGUUUUCAACGGUGAUCCUUUGACGGCACAUCUGUUGAAUUUGAAGGGUAAAAAAUGGAAGAAGAUGAGGAGUAAGUUGACUCCUGCCUUCAGCUCUGGCAAGAUGAAGAUGAUGUUUGAGACUUUGCUCGCUUGUACCAACAGCCUUGAUAAAAUUAUGGAUGAGCUUUUGAGUUCAGACAUAGACAUCAAAGAUGUUUUAGGGAGAUUCACAACAGAUGUCAUAGGAACCUGUGCGUUUGGCAUCGAAUGCAACAGCUUAGAGAACCCUGAUAAUGAAUUCAGGCUAAAAGGAAAAGCCAUUUUCGAGCGUCCAAAAGACUUCUGGAUGAUAAUGUACGAACGUUUCUUCAUAUACUUACCGAAUCUCAUGCAAUUCCUCAACUUGAAGUAUAUCGACAAGGAGGUCACCAAUUUUUUUGUCGGGAUAACGAAGAAAACUAUCGAAUAUAGAGAGAAGAAUGGUGUUAGACGUAAGGAUAUUAUGGAUCUCUUGAUUCAGCUCAAGAAUAACGUGAAAUUGGCGGAUAAUGAUCAGACUCCGGUUGAUAAGGAUCUUCCAGAGGAAGAGAGUGGGAUCAGCGUGGACGAAAUAGCAGGGCAGGCUUUCCUAUUUUUCGAAGCAGGGUUCGAGACGUCUUCUACAGCUAUGACUUUUUGCUUGUACGAACUGGCGUCCAAUAAAGAUGUUCAGGACAAGUUGAGACAAGAAAUAAACGAGGUUCUUGCGAAAUAUGACAAUAAGAUUACUUACGACGCUAUUAUGGACAUGCCGUAUUUGGAAAUGGUCAUACAAGAGUCCUUGAGGAAAUAUCCUCCCAUACCAACUUUCAGGAGAGUGUGUACCAAGAGCUAUAGGGUUCCUGGUACGGAGAUAGUUCUUCAGAAAGGUGCAAAUGUUCUGAUACCUGUGUAUGGUAUUCACUAUGACCCUUUGUAUUACCCUGAACCUGAAAAAUUCAUCCCGGAGAGAUUUUCUGAUGAAAAUAAGAAGUCUAGGCAUCCUUUCGCAUUUCUUCCGUUUGGUGAAGGCCCGAGGAUGUGCAUAGGUAUAAGAUUUGGCUUAAUGGAGGCUAAGGUUGGAAUAAUAACUCUCCUGAAGAGAUAUGAGUUUGAGGUUAGCAGUAAAACAAAGCAACCCUUGGAAUGGAAUCCAAAGAAUUUUGUAUUAUCAGCGAAAGGAGAAAUUUGGCUUAAGCACAAAAGAAUUAAUUGAAUUUUAUGUUAAAUAAUAUUUUUUAAUAAAAAUUGAAUCAAAA
Harmonia axyridis is the source of this 1805-nucleotide messenger RNA. RefSeq names its product probable cytochrome P450 6a14 (gene CYP6BQ13). The transcript is spliced from 5 exons. NCBI's taxonomy places the organism in Eukaryota, Metazoa, Arthropoda, Insecta, Coleoptera, Coccinellidae. The coding region runs from base 218 to 1762 and encodes 514 amino acids. The record is from RefSeq and is a predicted model, not a curated record. Gene Ontology annotation, molecular function: heme binding; monooxygenase activity; iron ion binding.